This is a messenger RNA of Paramuricea clavata, 528 nucleotides long. NCBI's taxonomy places the organism in Eukaryota, Metazoa, Cnidaria, Anthozoa, Malacalcyonacea, Plexauridae. The record is from the annotation of a GenBank genome assembly.
AUGACAUUUGUCACUCCUACGGAGAGUUCGUUUCAUUUUUCAUGUAUUUCAGUCCAGGAGACUUUUGACGCCUUAAACCAACUUAAUUCAAGGAAAUCACCAGGACUGGACGGCAUAAGUGUAAAACUAUUAAAAGAUACAAGCGAUGUUAUCGCGCAACCAUUAGCCAACAUCUUUAAUCUAUCUCUUCAGACUGCAAUUUUUCCGGACGAGUGGAAAAUCGCCAAGGUAUCACCAGUCUUUAAAGAAGGGAAUAAAACUGAUUGCGGAAAUUAUAGACCAAUCUCUGUAAUUUCUGUGGUUGCUAAGCUGUUUGAAGGGCUAGUGUACAAUCAAUUGAGAACGUUUAUUGCCGACAAUAGCAUUCUUGUAGAGCAACAGUCCGGUUUUCGUUCACAACACUCUACUGAGACGGCACUCUUAGGUUCGACAAAUGAGUGGUUAUAUAACAUGGACAGUGGCUUAAUCAAUGGAGUCCUGUUCUUGGACUUGAAAAAAGCUUUUGACACUGUCGACCAUGAAAUCUGA